GUCUCGAACAGGAGGCUUGGAAGGCUGAGGAGGCCGAAGAGAAGAUCCGGCGGCCCGCCGGGUCGGCAGAGACGCCGCGGCUCGGAGCGCCCAGGGACGAAAUCAGCGCCGGAACCAACCACCGUGAGUGCACAACGGCAUUAAAGCAGUAGUAGAAUAAGUGCAUAAACGGCCUGUGAGGAGGCGGCUUUCCCCACAGGCUGACGGCGGCCCGGGCAGCAACCCUGCUUCCCCCCGGCACCAGCUCGCCGCGGAGCGCCCAGGAUGCGCACGUCCGAGUACCGGUGUCCGCGCGUGCGCCGUCUCCGCAAACAUGGCUGCCGCCGGCCGGCCGCCGGGCCGCCGGCCCACAUGUGGGACACAAUACUGAAAAUGACAGCUCAGAAUGAGCCUGAAGGAGAGCCAUCCUGUGUAGUAGUUAUGGAAGGAUUGAUGAGGGAGGAUUCUUGUUCCUCCAUUCUAGGUAACAGCUGGGAUUGUGAAAACCAAGAGCAACAUUUGAGGCAAUCUCCUUUAACUUGGAAUAAUCGAGUAGCUCAGGAAUCAGCCUGUGAAUAUCUUGGUUUUGGGGAGCAUUUGAGUGUAAGCUCAGGUCUUCUUUCAACUCAGAGAGUUCCUACAACAAAUGGCUUCUGUGGUUCUAAGUCAGAUGUUAAAAUUUUAGAUUGUGACCAAUCCUUACACAGUUGUUCCCAAACUUAUAUAGCUAAGAGAACUACUGAAUAUGACUGUGGAAAAGCCUUCCCCCUUUCUAUGGAAGCUAUACAACUUAGAAGAAAUCAAAUGAGAGACAAACACUAUAAAUAUCCUGAAGGUAUUAAAUCUUUGAACCAUUGUACUGUCCUUGGCCAUCACAAAAUAAUGAAACAAGGCAAGAAACUUUACAAAAGUAAGGACUCUGAGGACAAAUUUGCUAUGAGCUCAUCUCCUGAUGAAAACAAAAGUCAUCCCAUUGAGAAGCCAUAUAAAUGUGAUGAAUGUGGAAAAUACUUCAAAAGGAACUCUUCUCUUGUUUUGCAUCACCGGACUCACACUGGAGAGAAACCUUAUACCUGUAAUGAGUGUGGAAAAUCCUUCUCUAAGAACUACAACCUAAUUGUACAUCAGAGGAUCCACACAGGAGAGAAGCCCUAUAAAUGUAGUAAAUGUGGGAAAGCUUUUAGUGAUGGGUCUGCUCUGACACAGCAUCAGAGGAUCCACACGGGAGAGAAACCUUAUGAAUGUCUAGAAUGUGGAAAAACUUUCAACCGAAAUUCAUCCCUGAUUUUGCAUCAAAGAACUCAUACUGGAGAAAAACCAUAUAGAUGUAAUGAGUGUGGGAAACCCUUUACUGACAUCUCCCACCUCACUGUGCAUCUCAGAAUCCACACUGGUGAGAAGCCCUAUGAGUGUACCAAAUGUGGAAAGGCUUUCCGAGAUGGCUCAUACCUCACACAGCAUGAAAGGACUCACACUGGAGAGAAGCCCUUUGAAUGUGUGCAGUGUGGGAAAUCAUUCAAUCGCAACUCUCACCUCAUUGUGCAUCAAAAAAUUCAUUCUGGAGAAAAACCCUAUGAAUGUAAAGAAUGUGGGAAAACGUUCAUUGAGAGUGCAUAUCUUAUCAGACACCAGAGAAUUCACACUGGUGAGAAGCCCUAUGGCUGUAACCAGUGUCAUAAAGUGUUCAGGAACAUUGCUGGCCUCAUCCGGCACCAGAGGACUCACACUGGUGAGAAACCUUAUGAGUGUAAUCAGUGUGGCAGAGCCUUCAGGGACAGCUCCUGCUUGACCAAGCACCAGAGAAUUCACACUAAGGAGACCCCUUACCAGUGUCUGCAGUGUGGGAAGUCCUUCAAGCAGAAUUCUCACCUGGCAGUACAUCAGAGAAUUCACAGCCGAGAGAGUCCCAGACAGUGUCCUCAAUGUGGAAAAACGUUUAGAAGGAACUCAUCCCUUGUCCGGCAUCAGAGAAUGCACCCUGAAGGGCAGACCAUGGAAACAAAAUGAAUGUGGACCACAGAAGCCUGCCUAGAGGCUGUAUGUCUUCAGAUGUGAGUGAUUCUUCCUUGUCACUGGAAAAGAACCCUUCAAGCUAUGGAGAGAAUUGAUGAAUGAGACAUUCUAGAGCAUUAUUAACUCUAACAUUAGGGAACUCCUGGAGACAACAUUAGCUGAUAAUAACUGUGUAAAAGGCUUCAGGGAUGAUUCAGACUCUACCAGACCCAAUAGUGCAAACACUGGAAUAAGGCUUGAGAAUGUGAGGAAGAUAGUUUUACCUACCAACCUUUACACGAGGAUGCUUGAACUGGAAAGAACCUAUGAAGGCAUUGAGUAAGUACUUAGUCAAAUCCUUUAAUUGUGAGUAUCCAGCUUGUUGUACAUAAGAAAACACUGAAUCACACCUGGUAAGUAUAAUCAGGAAGAGAAUCUUAAGCAGGAGCUCUUACUAUUUUUCUUGAAUCAGCAAAGACAUACUGGUGAGAGGUUCAGCACAGGGCUCCACUCCACAGAAACCACAAGAUAACUGGAAAGUGUUUGAAUGUGUUUCUAUGUGUUACAGUCCUGUCAGAACACCAAGGACUCAUUUUAAAAGGGGAAACUGAACAAAAAAGUUGUUUGAGAAUGAACAGUAAAGUUGUUCCUCUUCAGACUAAAUCAAAAGAUGAAAAGGGCUGCUUCUAAGGGAGAAAGUAGAUCAUUGCUUUAGCUGUUGAAAGGAAAAAAAUAGUUAAUUUCUGUUAUCAGUUUAGCCCUACCAUUGUUAUUUGUUUAGGGUAUUUUUCUUAGAGAUUCAGCCACUCUGAAUCAUGAUUAUAAAAGUUUUGCUGCUGGGUUUAUUAGGCAGCAAAAAUGAGGCAUAAAAUAAGAGUAAUUGUCAUUACAGGCAUAUAUGUGCACACAUGGAUGUAGUUUAUAAGUGGAUGAUAGAGAAAUAAAUAAGUGCUUUUGUUAGGGGACUACAA
This is a messenger RNA of Perognathus longimembris pacificus (Pacific pocket mouse), 2942 nucleotides long. RefSeq names its product zinc finger protein 329 (gene Znf329). The record is from RefSeq and is a predicted model, not a curated record. Gene Ontology annotation, molecular function: RNA polymerase II cis-regulatory region sequence-specific DNA binding; DNA-binding transcription factor activity. Lineage: Eukaryota; Metazoa; Chordata; Mammalia; Rodentia; Heteromyidae. The transcript is spliced from 2 exons. Bases 265 to 1986 code for a protein of 573 amino acids. Gene Ontology annotation, biological process: regulation of transcription by RNA polymerase II.